Penicillium subrubescens is the source of this 792-nucleotide messenger RNA. RefSeq names its product ribosome biosynthesis protein NIP7. Gene Ontology annotation, cellular component: preribosome, large subunit precursor; nucleus; nucleolus. NCBI's taxonomy places the organism in Eukaryota, Fungi, Ascomycota, Eurotiomycetes, Eurotiales, Aspergillaceae. The record is from RefSeq and is a predicted model, not a curated record. Bases 46 to 606 code for a protein of 186 amino acids. Gene Ontology annotation, molecular function: RNA binding. The transcript has 6 exons. Gene Ontology annotation, biological process: ribosome assembly; ribosomal large subunit biogenesis.
GUCAAGUCGAAUCUUUCCCCCAAGAACACUCUAUAACCAUUCAAGAUGCGUGAAUUGACAGAGGAAGAAGCCAAAGUGCUUUUCUCCAAGCUCGCCAACUACACUGGCCGAUCCUUGAACAAUCUGAUUGCGCCUCCCGAGGGCGAACAGACCGAGCGCCACGUUUUCCGUCUCCAGGGUUCUCGCGUGUACUACCUUCCUCUGCGGUUGGCCAACUAUGCCACGAGCAUUCCCCGCGCAAACCUGCUUUCCGCAGGUACCAUUAUUGGUAAAUUCACCAAGACGAUGAAGUUCAGACUCCACAUUACCGCGCUCUCCGUCAUCGCCCCUCACAGUCGGUACAAGGUCUGGAUCAAGGCGAACGGCGAGAUGCCGUUCUUGUACGGUGGAAAUGUCUUGAAGGCUCAUGCCGCUCGCUGGAGCGAGGAUUGCCCCGAGCACAGCGGUGUCGUUGUUUACAGCAUGAACGAUGAGCCCCUCGGUUUCGGUGUGACUGCGCGCUCUACUGCUGAGGCUAAGAAGCUCGAGCCUACCGGUAUUGUGGUCUUCCGCCAGGCCGAUGCUGGCGAGUACCUGAGAGAGGAGGAUUCCCUGUUCACCGCUUAAGAAGAACGUUCGACGACUCGAAUCUUGCAUGUUGAUAUUGGCAUACUCGAUGUGGAAAAUCUGGGACUGGAGUUUAUGGAGUCAAUUCUGUCUUGUGAAAAGUUCUUUGUCUGCCUCGACUUUGGGGUUUAUACCUGGACUCGGUUAGAUCAUUUGAUGAAUACUAUUAUUACAAUACAUGUCCAU